AUGGGAGAAUUCAGAACGCAAGGUGCAACUGCACCGCACACAAGAAUGCUUUCAGAACUCGAACAUGCAGGUAUUUCCGAAAGUCUGUCAACCGACGCUGAGAAGAAACAUGAAACAGACAUAGUGGCGGUGAUGUGCAUUGUUAUUUUGGGUGUCGUUCUAGCUAUUCUCUUGAUUGUUGGAAUUGUUCUCAUUGUGAGUAGCGUCCUCAAGGAACGAAAGAGAAGGUCGUCCAGGCGAAAGCUAGCAAAAUCAAAGAAACGCCCUAAGAAGGGUUCAUAG
Molecule: messenger RNA, 282 nt
Organism: Ostertagia ostertagi
Lineage: Eukaryota; Metazoa; Nematoda; Chromadorea; Rhabditida; Trichostrongylidae
Source: the annotation of a GenBank genome assembly